This is a messenger RNA of Scatophagus argus, 4782 nucleotides long. It is a transcript of the gene anpeplb, whose product is annotated as alanyl (membrane) aminopeptidase a. Gene Ontology annotation, molecular function: peptide binding; metalloaminopeptidase activity; zinc ion binding. Gene Ontology annotation, cellular component: cytoplasm. The transcript is spliced from 20 exons. Gene Ontology annotation, biological process: proteolysis; peptide catabolic process. The coding region runs from base 1126 to 3942 and encodes 938 amino acids. The record is from RefSeq and is a predicted model, not a curated record. Lineage: Eukaryota; Metazoa; Chordata; Actinopteri; Scatophagidae.
GGAGUGAUCUGACAAGUGUCAUGAACAUCAUUGACUCCCCAACAGCUCAUUAAUCAGAGACCAUGUAUAAUGUGAAACAGGAACAGGGCCUUUCUUGGCCUCCUCUCCUUUUGGCUCCAGUCUCUUGGCCAUAAUGGUUUCAUCAUAAUGUUUCAGUACGGUCAGGUCGACUUGAUCCCCUUGACCCUGCAAAAUGAACAUCUGUUCUCAGGACAAAUAGCCACCACUACCACACCCAGCUCAGGUCCUCUUACACGUUCCCUUUUCACCUAUUUGUUUCCCUGUGUUUCCUAAGGUGAGGAGUGUGAAUGUGUGUGUGUGUGCGUGUGUGGUGGUGGUCAUGGUGGUCGUGAUUCCCUGAGGUUGGGGCUUUCCAGCCAAUUCAGCGAUUUCCCAAAACUCUAUUCCCCUUCCCUUUUUUUUCUCUCUCACCCAUCCCACUCAGCACUCCUCCCCUCAUAUGCUUCUCGCUUGUUGGGAGUAAGUCAAUUGCACAGGAUCUGUGUUGAGAUGUAUCUCUGGAAGCUAUCACCUGACCCCCUGCACUGAGGUUUUACGCAGCAAUAGAUGGCAGUAGUUGGAGGAAAUGUCACCGCAACUUGUAACUUUGGACACUUUGGUCUACAAUCAGAAAUGAUGACACUGAUGUUCUCCUGAAGGAUUUUCUUCACCAGCAGCUUUUGUGAUCAGUGAGGCAUGUGAUUAUGAUGGUUUGAGCAAUGUGUGCUAUAUUCAUAGAAAAAGAAUGUUAGUGUGUGUCAAUUUGUUUGUGAUGGGUUGGACAGUGCAGUGAGAGGAUAAAAUGUUCCUUGGGGUUUACCUAAACCCUGAGUUAAUGGCACAACCACAGUAAUUGUCUCCAGAUGUUUGAGAGCACAGUCUGAUUACUUACUUAAGGCCAAUGACCAUCAACCUCCUCGCAAUAUAACUUAAUCUUUGCUCUUUCUACAGUGCUCAAGUUAAUGCUUAAUCUAAGUACAUACCUUUAAUUCCUAAGGCCAAGCCUUGUUUAGGGGAGGAAGGUUACUUUCACAUGAACAGAUCAGUCAUUUCGGACCGGAGGCAUACAAGCUCUUAGACUCAACCAGACAAGCAACAGGACCUUCAGGAACUGAAGCAGCUACCAUGCCCAGAAAUUCUUUCAUAUCCAAGGCUGUUGCCUCUGCCUUUGUGAUCCUGACCAUCUCUGCCAUUGCUGGCAUGAUUACCAUGGUCAUUAUGUACAAGAGGGAGAUCGAACCACUGAAUCCAACGGAGCGUCCAACUAUGGCCACCACCACCCCAAGUCCACCUCCAGUCAUGCGGCUGCCGAAGAAUCUCAUUCCUUACAGUUACAAGAUAUCGCUACGGCUGCGCCUGUACACCCGAAUCAUUGAGGAAGUAAAUGUCACUAGUCCCAACCAGACAUUGCAAUUCAGUGGAAGCUCUAUAGUUAACUUUGAUUGUGUCCAGAGUACUACAACCAUCUUCCUCCACAGCAAGGACCUGUUCAUCUAUCCAAAUGCACAGGUGAUGAACAUAAAAACCGAAAAGACAAUACAUGUACUUAAAAUGAUAAACCACAAAGACUCAAGUGACUUCCUCGAGAUUCAGUUGGGUGAAACAUUGGUACAAGAGGAAAGCUACAGUUUGCUUCUGAAUUUUAUGGGAAAAAUAUCAGAAAAUCUUGAUGGGCUCUAUUUAAGCACCUACCAUGAAGGUAAACCAGAUAAAGAGAGAUUCCUUGCUGCUACCAGUAUGGAGCCAACAUACGCCAGGAGAGUGUUUCCGUGUUUUGAUGAGCCAGAAAUGAAGGCUGUCUUUGAUGUCACCAUCAUCCACAGGCGAGACACGACAGUUCUAGGAAAUGAGAAAAUAUCAGUCUCCAAUAUCAUAGACGAUGACUGGCAAUACACAACAUUUUAUCCGACACCGAAGAUGUCAACGUACUUGUUUGCCUUCACGGUUUCAGAGUUCACACCAACAGCCUCCACACAUGGACGUGUGGCUAUUAAUACGUAUGCUCGUCCUGAGGCCACUGCAGCAGGACAUGCCGCAUAUGCAGCCAACAUCACCUCAAAAAUUCUCACAUUCUAUGAGAAUUAUUUUGAAAGUAAUUACCAACAGAAAAAGCUAGAUCAAAUUGCACUUCCAGACUUAAAUUCUGCAGCAAUGGAAAACUGGGGACUGAUCACAUAUGAGGAGGGCGUUCUGCUCUAUGAGGAAGGAGUUUCCUCACAGUUGCACAAGCACUUGAUCGCCACUGUCGUAGCACAUGAGCUGGCACACCAGUGGUUUGGAAAUUUGGUGACAAUGAAAUGGUGGAACCAAAUUUGGCUGAAUGAAGGCUUUGCCAGCUACAUGACAUAUUUAGCAGUGGAUCAUGCUGAGCCCACAUUUAAAUUGAAAGACAUAUUAAUCAUGAGGGAUCUCCAUACAGCGCUUGAGGCGGAUGCUCUGACUUCGUCCCACCCUCUCAGUCCUCAGGAGGAUGUUGUUGAAACUACUGAUGAGAUCCUUGCAAUGUUUAAUGCUAUAACCUACUGUAAGGGGGCAAUGGUGUUGAGAAUGCUGUCAGACAUCAUCGGAGAAAGCGUUUUCCACAAAGGGAUCAAAUUGUACCUGUCAGACUUUAAGUAUAACAACACUGACCAGAGAGACCUCUGGAAUUGUAUGCAAAAGGCUGCAACUGAGGAUGGUAGUCACAUUAAAAUUGCUGAGGUGAUGAAGACUUGGACCAAUCGAACUGGCUAUCCUGUUAUCACCAUCAACACGAAGAAUGGAGAAAUCUACCAGAAUCGCUUCCUAUUUGAUGACUCUUCUGAAUCUAGUUUUUUUUGGGAGAUUCCAAUCAGAGUCAAGUCAAAUACAACUGAACCUUCCUUUAUUUGGCUGAGAACCAGAGGACCAGAAAAGAAAAAUGAAUUAAUUUCUAAGAGUGGAGAGUGGAUCCUGGCAAACGUCAACUGCAAUGGAUACUACAGAGUAAAUUACGAUCCAGAGAACUGGGGCCGCCUCCUGACUCAGCUGGAAACACACCAAGAUAGGAUCCCGCUGAUGAAUAGAGGGCAGCUUAUUGACGAUGCAUUUAAUUUGGCUAGGGCCAAACUUGUUGAUGUGACUCUGGCUCUGAAUUCUACCCGCUACCUUCAGAAUGAGACAGAGUACAUUCCCUGGGAAUCAGCAGUCAGGAACCUUGAGUAUUUUGUCCACAUGUUUGACCGCACAGAAGUUUAUGGCCCUAUGCAGGCAUACCUCCGGCAGCAGGUUAAGGGCCUGUACAACUUCUUCAGCAACUACACGUACAAGUCAGGGGACCAGUCCUUACAGUACAACCAGAUCAACAUCAUAGACGUGGCAUGUUCCAAUGGACUCCCAGAAUGCAUAACCAUGGCUUCAAAUAUGUUUGCCAACUGGAUGAACAGCAACACCUCCACUAACCACAUAGAGCCCAACCUGCGAACAGUAAUCUACUGCCAAGCUGUGGCUGCUGGAGGGGACGAAGAGUGGGAGUUUGCCUGGAACAAGUUUCAGAGCUCCAGAGACACCUCGGAAAAAGACCAGCUCCGUCAAGCUCUGUCUUGCACCACAAAAAUUUGGCUGCUAAACAGAUACCUGGAGUACACUUUGGACCCUGAGAAGAUACGUCUGAUGGAUGUUUCCUCCACUAUUAACGACAUAGCAAAUAAUGUGGCGGGGCACGCACUAGCUUGGAACUUUAUCAGAGCAAACUGGGAUUACGUGAGUCAGGGGGAUGCAGCGAUGUUGAUCGAGGGUGUGACCAGCAGGUUCUCGAAAAAGUUUGAACUGGAGGAGCUGGAGCGUUUUUCCAAGGACUAUAAUCUGGGUUCUGCUGCCUGGGCGGUGAACCAGGCCAUAGAACAAACCCAAGUCAACAUCCAGUGGGUCAGCGACCACAAAGAUGUUAUACUGAAGUGGUUUCAAAGAGAAACUGCUUCGUAGAGUACACCACCUUUCACUGUUUCAGAGCCUCUUGGACCAAUUGUGCUGGUCGUUUUCCACUUCUGCUGCCGAUUACUCGGAAGACUCCACCACUUCUCCACUACAUCCACUUCGACAACAAUAACAUAUCAAGACGGAAUCUCACUUUGCCAGGAAAAUGGACCGGAGAAAUAAUCAUCAGACAAUUUACCAAACUGAACUGUGAUUUGUCCCAUAUAAGACUGAUGGCACUGACAAUAUAUGGGAGGAAUGUGGCACUUAAGAACAAAGUGAAACACAACAGAGUAUGUACUCAUAUGCAUUAUUUAUACAGUAUAGCCGAUGCAGACAGUCAAAGUAACAGGAUUCUGAGUGCCGUUUCUGAUCUUUGCACAUUAUGCUGAUGCAGCAUCAGUCAACUUUUAAGUAUAGUUGUGUGUUCCUGUUGCUGAAAAUGAUUAUAUAAUGAAGACUUAUUAAACUAACAAACUAACUAAACUUAAACUUACAAAUCAAAAUGUUACUUUUUGUUUGCGUUAUUUACUGUGGAAAAGUUAUUCAAUUGACAUAUUUAAUCUCUUAGAAAACAUGAAUUUAGAAGAAAAACAGAGACAUUUAACACAAGUUGAUCAAUUAAAACAGCUAGUAUAAUAGCUAUAAAACAAUAUAUCAGUGUUUUGAUGAUCCACACCAGCUUUUAAACAUUUGUGCAAGUCAGAGCCUAAGGGCAGGAUCUCGUUUGUUAUGGGGAACAUGUGUAUAAUACAUGUGUAUAAUACUGUACAUGUUGUUAUCAAGGAACCAAAUUAUUCUUGAAUGUUGCUAAAAUUGUUAUUUUUAAUAAUAAAUAGAAUAAUAUUG